AUGGCGACGGAGGAGGAGGAUAGCAGCGCAGCGCUCCCUGCGACCGACACCAAGAAAGCAGGAGAUAACGGGGCUUGUAUUGACAGGCAGCCGGACACGGUGGUCCAUCAGGCGGGGCUGAGUCGGACCCGCAGCGGUCCCGGAGCUCACUCUGUGACGGGGAUCCGAGUGCUGAAGCGCAAUAUGAAGCGUAAUGGGAGCCGAAGCUGCGUGACGAGAAAAAACAGAUUUGGUUCACGAGAGAGAGACUGGCUAAAGGGGGACACCCAACGAGGCUGUGUGUGUCUUUAUGGCGGUACAGUAGACCCCCAGCCACCUGCCUCCGGCACACAGGCCUCCUCCACUCCUCAGACAGACCUGCAGUUGGUGCUCUGCUCCACCAGCACCACCGUGGAAGAACUCUGCGCUCAAAGAAACGGACAGGGACUCUAUGUUCAGCUGCACGGAGACCUUGUCAGGAGGCUGGACCACCUUGAGCGUCCCCUCCAGAUGGUUUAUGACUACCUGACGACAAUGGGUUAUACCGACCCAGUGCGAGUGCAGCAUGAAGCGGCCAACUCGGACCUCAGCUGCAUGAUCCGUUUCUACAGCGAGAGGCCAGUGAAUGCAGAUCAUCAGGAGCGGACCAUGUUGAAGGGUGUGUUCAACGUCAGAAAGGGCAAGACACAGCUACACAAGUGGGCAGAGCGACAGGUUAUCCUCUGCGGCACGUGUUUAAUAGUGGCCUCAGUGAAAGAUAGUCUGGCGGGGAAGAUGCACAUUCUACCCCUGGUGGGUGGAAAGGUUGAGGAGGUGAAGCGCAGGCAACACUGUCUGAUGUUCAGCUCCGCCGGAUCUCGAGAGCAAACUUACUUUGUUAAUUUCGACACACUGGCUGACUACCAGCGAUGGCACCGACAGGCAUCAAAAGUGGUCUCUCAGACAGUGAACCUGGUGGAUCUGUCCUGCUAUAGCCUGGAAACGGUGCCUGAAUAUCUGUUUUACUGUCAGGAUCUCACUCACCUCAACCUGCGGCACAACUUUAUGAGGUUGCAGGGACCUGGAAGCCUACUCAACCUUCCCAGGUUUUCCCAGCUGAAGAGUCUGAAUAUAUCACAUAACCGUCUGGGUGUGUUCCCCGAGUGCGUGUGUGAGAUCCUCACCCUAACUGAACUUAACCUCUCCUGCAACAAUAUGCACACCAUCCCUGUUCAGAUUGGAAACCUUCAGAGCCUGCAAACACUAUCCUUGGAUGGAAACAACCUAAGCUCUCUACCUGAACAGCUUGGUGAUCUCUCUCAACUAAACAGUCUGGGACUCUCCUUCAACAACUUCUCUCAAAUCCCUGCUGUGCUGGAGAGACUAUAUGCUGUGGAUAAACUAGCAAUGGCUGGGAACAGAGUGGCAUCCUUGGAGCUGUCCACACUGGUCAGAAUGAUCCACCUUAGAAACAUCGACCUCAGGCUGAAUGGGCUCCGGUGGGUUAAAUGCGAAACCUCAGAUCCAGUGAACCAUGUGACCCAUCUGGACUUGCGGGAUAACUGCUUGGACUCGCUUGACCUAAACCCUGUCUGCAACCUGGAGACCCUGCACUGUCAACGGAACCGGCUGGGAACACUCAGCCUCAGUGGUUUCUCACUGCGCAUGCUUCAUGCCAGCAGCAACCGCCUUACAACUGUCAACAUCUAUCCAGUACCGAACCAGCUGACACACAUGGACCUUUCACAGAAUCUGUUGGAAUAUCUUCCAGACUGGGUAUGUGACUGUCAAAAAAUCGAGAUGCUGGGAGUUUCGCAAAACCUGUUGUCUGAACUUCCAUCCAGAUUGUUGAACAGCUUGAGUUUGAGAAAGCUGCUGGCGGGGAACAACCACUUGCAGAGAGUGCCUGACCUCCUUGACCAUAUCCCUCUGGAAGCCCUUGACCUGCAACAUAACAAGCUUGUGGGUCUUCCAGAGACUCUCUUCUGCAAGGCCUUAAACCUGAAAUACUUAAACGUGUCAGCCAAUGCCUUAGAAAGUAUUCCCCCCAGCAGCCAAUCAGAGGAGAGCCUCAGCACGCUCCAGGAGCUCUACCUGACUGGGAACAAUCUGAAUGAGAACUGUGGUGCUCUGUUAGUCGGACACCAGAACCUGCGGAUCCUUCACAUUGCCUACAAUCAACUGCUCUCCUUCCCUGCCAGUAAGCUGAGUAAACUGGAGCUGCUGGAGGAGCUAAAUGUAAGUGGGAACAAGCUAAAGACGAUCCCCUCCACCGUUUCCAGCUGUAAGAGGCUCCACACUCUCAUAGCACACUCAAAUCAAAUAACAGUCUUUCCAGAGAUCCUCAACCUGCCUGAGAUCAAGCUUGUAGAUCUGAGCUGCAAUGAACUGACUGAGAUUCAACUACCUGACUCUCUGCCUGCUACUCUGCAAGAGUUGGACCUGACGGGCAACAGCAGCCUCACGCUGGAACACAAAACCCUCAACCUUUUCAGUCACAUUUCCACUCUAAAAUUAGACCAGAAAUCCGCCCCAACACCUGCAGACUCCCUGGGCCCCUCGACUCUCUGGAAGCACGGUUACUCUGAGAUGAAAGGACAAAGGAAUAAGUUGUGUGUUUCUGUGCUUGCUGUGGACUGUUUUGGAGACAGUGGUGAAGGCUGCUAUGGUAUCUUUGAUGGUGACCGCAACGAGGAGGUACCGCGGCUCUUGCAGUGCACCAUGGGAGAUGUCCUUUGUGAAGAGCUACAGCACUCCAGUACUGACUCAGUGUAUAUGUGCAACACCUUUCUUACUUCACACAGGAAAUUGGGCAUGGCUGGACAAAAACUAGGUGCUUCUGCCUUGUUGUGUUACAUUCACCGUGAGCAAUCCGAAUCUGGGGGUUGCUUUAGCCUUACUCUGGCCAACGUGGGAACGUGCCAGGCAGUUCUGUGCCGUGAUGGACGGCCUGUACAGCUCUCAAACGUUUUCAGCUUGGAGAGCUCUACUGAGGAAAUGGAGAGGGUUAAAGUCAAUAAGGCCAUUAUAACAGAGGAUAACAAAGUGAGUGGAGUAACAUACUGCUCCCGCCUGUUGGGCUGCUCAUAUCUGUCUCCCUGGGUGCUACCAAAACCUUGGGUGCACACUGAGCCACUCUGUGCCAAGGAUGAGUUCCUGAUCCUGGGUAACCGGGCCCUUUUUGAGAGGGUGUCUUAUAAGGAGGCUGUUCACACAGUGCAGGCUGUGAGAGAUCCAUGUGCUGCUGCCAAAAAACUGUGUUCUCUUGCCCAGAGUUAUGGCUGCAAGGACAACAUCGGUGCCGUGGUGGUGUCACUGCAUGUUGGUGAGGACAGCUGCACUUGUGAGCAGCCGGUGCUGAGCGAUGAACUGCGGGGUCCACCCCCUGCCCCUGUGCCAGUGUCUGUGACCACUUGCCCCAGUGAUCCAGGUAACCUCUCAUCAAGCAGUGGCAUCGGUACUGAGCUCAGCAGUGAGACAUCAGCCUCAGAAGUGGGCAGUGAGGCCGGGUCUACCGCUUCAGAUGAGCACCCAUCCUCUGGUUCUGCAUCUCGCCCAGAGAGGCGCUGCAGCGUCCACCCCGCUCCUACGCUCUGUGGGAUCAUGGUGCCAGGUUCAGCUGCAACAGGAACCCAUCCUGGUGUUUUCCAGCGCCAGCCCUCCAGUGCUACAUUCUCAAGCAACCAGUCUGACAAUGGCUUGGACAGUGAUGAUGAAGCUCCCCUUGAGGGUGUCAUCUCUAAUGGUAGCAAAUUAGAGGUGGAGGUAGACAUUCACUGCUGUGCUUUCCAACUUCGGUCAGGGCCCACUGAGACCCCCAAAGAACUGAAUCUCGAAAAUCACGAUAGUAAAAUGCGCAGACAGAACAGCGUGGUGGUUUCUGCUACGAACGGCUGUCUGCUGGCUGUAUGUGGGAGGGAAAAUGGAGACCUCAAGAAGUCACCUUCCACAUCCAGCCUGUUUGGUAAAAAGCUAUCCAAUGGAUCUGUGGUGGCCCUGGAGGACAGUCAUAACAUAAUUGAGGUGGCCCUGGAAGCGCCUAAGAAAAAAUCUGGCUACUUCACUGCCCCAGCUCAGCAGGACCCAGAGGAUCAACUAAUUGUGCCUCCUGGUCUUGAGCAGGAGGUCAGGGAGCAACUGAAAGGCCAGAGUCUUCUUGUCUCAGGUAUCUCCACACCUCCAAAGCUCACUUGUGGAAAAGAUCCACUGUGGGAUCAAACACACCCUCAGCCAUUUGCCUCCAGCUUUGUUCCAGUGCCAGGACUUGGUACCAUUCUGCAACAGGAAGUCUAUGAUACAGCCCUCUAGGACACUGGAGCAGCCCUUUGGCCUCAGUUUGGAUUGUGCCAUUUUGGGGAUAAGGAACUAUCUCCCACAGCCGGUAUAGUUGGAAAAUGUUGCCAUUUAAAUCUUUUUUUUUUGAAAGACAAGAAAAAGCCUUUAGAACUUUGUCAAUAACUUGUACUGUGCCAUUAGAGAUAAACGGAAUAUGCUCUUAGUAUUCAUGACAAUAGGGCUGAACAAGAUUUCCACAUGUCCAAUAUGUCAACAGCAUUUCCCUUUACUUCAAAAGCUAAGCAGUUUGUAGGGUACAGAGAACAUUGUGGUCAUCCUUCAAUUCAGGAACCCAAAGGUGUCUCAGGUCCUGCGGAGAUGGAUUAGUGUUCAAGCUUGAAAAAGUGCCUAUUACGAACGACACAUCAGAGAGUUCAAUGCAUCCAGGUUAAGUGUUGGGUUGAGAGCAUGUUUUAGUUACAUUUAGACAGGGCAGAGUCUUUCCAAACACUCAACAAUUAUUGACAUAUUUUUAUUGCUAUUAAAGCUUGGCCUGUUGUUGUCUUUAAUUAGCUCAGAGAAAUAUAUUGAAAACAUUACUUUUUAUCUCACCCAAAUAUAGCCUAACAAAGUGAAAGUAAAGUAAUGUUUAACCCCAAAGCUCAUGUUUAGAUCUUUUCACAGAUUAUUCUGUGCACCACAGAUUCAUAUUGUCUGAACAGGAAGUGUUUGCCUAGUGGUUAGAGCAGUGCACUUGUGCUUUGAGAAGGGUGCCAGUAGCUGGUUCGAUCCCCACAGCCUUCACUCUGGGUCUCUGAGCAAGAUUCUUAACCCCCACAUUGCUCCCCGGCGCGCCGCACAAUGGCAGCCCUCUGCUCCCCAAGGGGAUGGGUUAAAGGCAGAGAGUUAGUUUCUCCAGUCUGAGAUCAAUAAAGUUCAAUUAUUAUAAAGUAAUAUCAUAAUUUCCACAUUUCUUCUGUAUAAAUCUGUCAAACUAGGAUCUAGAAAUAAAACUAGUGGGUUAAUCUCUUCACACAUAAGUAAGUUUAUAUAGAGAUUACCCUAUGAUAAUGAACUAAUUGUUUAGGUUAUAUUUGUGGUAUUUUUCUUACAAUUUAAAAGGAAAAAUCAUAUUGUUAAUGUUGACCGAAAGGGCAAUCAUUUUGUCCUUAAAUUUGGGGUUUUUUUGUUGUUUUUUUUAGUAACGGAACAAAAAAAAUCAUGAACAUUUGAAGAGAAGAAUACAUUAGCGGCCAUUCAGACUGGCCCUUCGCAGUCAAAAGCCAGCCGAAUGGCAGCCCACUUCCCCUCAACUCCUAGCAAAAUCGCCUCCAACUUCCAGCCACUAGAGUUACCCCCUUCUUUUCCUGGGCAUGAAUAUUUUUUUACUCUGACUCCACCCUUUUACUGAAUUACAGGGUCUGACCAGGAGGAGGCGCUUCUCUUUAGAUCUUACUGUCCACAAAUCAUGACAGAAAUAACAUUUUAGGACAAAGAUUGAUGUUUAAAGAGGAAUUGUAGGGAACCAGCCAAGGACCAGCCAAGUAACUGCCUGCUUGCUGCUAAAAUUACUAAUUUUGGCUUUUUUUUCGGAGCAGUUUGGCAUUGAAGAUUUUUAUGGUAUCUUUACUGAGUUGAAGUGAAAACAUAUAAAUAUUAAACUUAUAUUUCUAUUGAUAAAAACAAUAUUAUGACUUUAAGCACAUUUUGAUCAUUAAUUUGAACUAAUCGUAUAGAUAAUCGUCAGCUUGCAAACAUAAAAUUAUGUUAGAUUUGCCCUCUGUUUGAAAUCUCUGUUCAUGCUAACUUAUUUGUAACACUUGAAACAUGUUCAUUUGCUGACAGUUUAUCCUUACUAAUGAAUAUUUGUAUAUUAUAUUUUAUAGGUACAUAAGGAAGAAACCUCAACAAAAGAUACAUUUUUUUUUUUUUUUUUGCAUUGAUUAAUUUACUGUUUCUUCUUCACCUGAAAUUUUAAACCUAGAAGUUGCUUUUCACUUAAGACUGUGUCCAGAUUAGGGACAUGGGAUCUGCCGGCCCACGCUGAGAAUUUGGCGGGCAUAAACAACCUAUAGCUAACUCACUUUCUUUAAAUUAACAUCUAUUAAUCAGAUCAAAUAUUGUGGGUUGAACAAAAUUCUGAGAAUAACUCUACGAUCCUUCAGACCAUUUUGUAAAGAUUACAUUUUGGGCUUAGAGACUCAUUUUGUUGUGACAUAAUUCAAGCUGUUUUUUCUUCCUAUGUACAUUUCCAUAUGCACUGCAUUCCUUCCAUUGGUUAAUGCUUUAUUCGAUCUCAGCACACAAUGAAUAAAAUAUGGGGGCAACAGAAGUGUAUAGGCUAUCAUAAUAUCAUAUGUACUGUUAAUACCCAUGGCAAAGAUGUGAUAAAAGCCUUAAAAUAUUUUUUUUUUCUAAGAGGGAGAUAUAAGAACUUUUAAGAGGAGACCCUCCUCACUGUUUGGUAAAAUAAACAUGUUCAAGUCUUGUUUGUCACAUUUUAGUUUGUCAGAAUAGCUUGUUCUAGGUAGUCUAGAAGUGGAAGGGCAGAGAGUAGGCAAUUUAAUAUAAUGGUAAUCAACUAAAAAACAAAACUAUCUACUAAACUUAGAUCUGAAAUUUAAAAAGUUUCUAUUAUAUAAGAAAAAAAAAUUGCCAUGGUUCCCAGUAACUGUGGCACGGGCAAUUUUUUAAAACAUCCCCUUGUUGUAUUUCCCCUUCAAAGUAUACAUGUAGUUAAUACCGUAUUUACUGUUUGAUUAGUCUUUCUUAAGUUUAUAUUAUUCUGCUGAAUGUAAUAUUUAAUUUUUUUAAUUUUUACCUGCAAUGUUUAUAGAUCUAAGGGUUGCUAUACCCAAGGAAAGAAAUCACAUUCAUAUUUAUUAUAUCUAAACUAUCAGGGGAAAUUCAGUAUUGUGCUGCCGUGGAAACCUCAGUGUAUCCAGGACUGAAUGCCUCCAUCUCCCCCUCCUUCUUGAAAGUGAGGCAGCUUAGCUGCUCUCCUAAAGCUCUAAUCUUUGGUAACUUAUAUAGUAAAUUAUUAUAAUAUUAGUUUUACAGGUUAUUUUCUUAUUAAACCCAAGCUUCUGUAGUUUUUUUAUUUAACAUCUCUAUUGGAACUGUUGAGACUAAAGCUUUUUUGCCUUAAAGAAAAUUCAUUUUAGAAAUAAGUUCUUUGAGUUGUCCUUCCUUGCUUUGUUUCUCCAAGAAUAGAGUAAAAAGGCCAAUAUUUUCUCUACAAGAAAAGAUAAAUUUGUCGUUAUUUUUACUCCAUUUACUAAAACAACAUAAGAAGAACAAGCGAACAGGAGCUUCCAAACUAAGGUUUCAAAAGGUCUAAGGAGUUUGUCCAUAAUAAAAUCUCAUUUUCUUUUCUGCAAAGUUUUUCAACCUUCAACAAAAGGAACACUAUAACCACUUUAGGAAAUAGAAUGCGCGUUAGUACAUUGUGGGAUGGCAUAUCGCUCUGGUUCUGUUUACACGUGCCAUUUUUAUACCAACUUAAAGUUCUGUUUUCUAAUCAGUCUGGACGUAAUUCAUUGCUUGUAGCCAUGACUAGCAAAUAUUAUGUUGAUUUUUUUAUUAGUUUUGAACAAAAUUUAAAAAUGAAGUUUUCCUGUUCAAAACAAUGAAAUAAAAUGUGUAAAUUUAAACUGUAAUCAUACUUACUUUCCAAUUCCUUAAAUUAUUUUUCAAAGAUUAUACCAGGCUAUGUUUUACCUAUAGAGCACUUUGAUGGCUAAUUCUUGUCACUUUAUCAACCCAUGUCAGGGAUGCCAAACACAUUGGACACUGUGGGUCUGAUGUCCACGAUCAGAAUGCAUCUAGUAUCUGGAGUCGAGUCUGUGAGACAUUGCUGGACACUGCAGACAUUCUAAGACAGAUAAUGAUUGUCCAAGUCAACAGAUAGGAACUUGAUCUUUCCCAGAGGUUUCAAAAACAGUGUGAUUCUUUGAGUUCUCUUGUAAAAUAUGCAACAUGUUAAGUGUAAAUAUAAAUGUAACGAAAGUGUCACUGAUACCACAUAAAUCCUGUCAGUCAAAACGUCUAACUAUUGAGUGCUGUGUGUAUGUCUGAUGUAGUUGAGGUUGUGCUUAUAUGUUGCAUAGGGCAUUUUGUGUCUGUCCCUCCCUUUGACCUGCUGUCUUUGUGCUUUGCUGCCAGUCUAAAAAUGAAUAUGACAUUUCUCUGUAGUUUUCACCAAACUGAGUCGAUUUUUAACUCUUAACUAUCUAACUGUGCCUGUCUCCUCUUUGAUGCCAUAUUAGGGUUUGAAUUUUUCAGCUUCUUUUAGUUUCUGGUGAGGGAGUGAUUGUGCCCGGAAAUUAGUCAGAAUGGGGGCACAGAAUCAGGAAGAGGGAGCUGUGAAGAAUGAUUUGAAAAAAAAAAAAUCACUUAGCACAAUA
This is a messenger RNA of Cyprinodon tularosa, 8639 nucleotides long. It is a transcript of the gene phlpp2, whose product is annotated as PH domain and leucine rich repeat protein phosphatase 2. The coding region runs from base 1 to 4266 and encodes 1421 amino acids. Gene Ontology annotation, molecular function: protein binding. The transcript has 19 exons. Lineage: Eukaryota; Metazoa; Chordata; Actinopteri; Cyprinodontiformes; Cyprinodontidae. The record is from RefSeq and is a predicted model, not a curated record.